GACUCUAGCAACGCCUGCCCUGCUGGCCAGAGCUGUGUAUCUGGCACCUGUUCUCCCGACGGAUGUACGUCUAGCACUCAGUGCGGCACUGGAGAGGCCUGUGUCGCUGGCAAUUGCUCACCGGAUGGCUGUUCAUCUGAUAGUGAAUGCGCAACCGGGGAGAGCUGUGAUAGUGGUGUUUGCACACCUGGGUCUCCAAGUACCUGUGAUUCCAGCGACACUUGCCCCGAUGGCCAGAGCUGUGUAUCUGGCAACUGCUCUCCGGAUGGAUGUACGGCCAGCACUCAGUGCAGCACGGGAGAGAGUUGUGUCUCCGGCGCUUGUUCUCCGGAUGGCUGUUCAUCCGAUACCGACUGUGUAGGCUCAGAGACCUGCGAUGCCGGAGUCUGCACACCUGGGUCCACAGGCUGCUCAUCAGACAGCGACUGUCCCUCAGGUCAAACUUGUGACUCUAGCGUUUGC
Molecule: messenger RNA, 462 nt
Organism: Ilyonectria robusta
Lineage: Eukaryota; Fungi; Ascomycota; Sordariomycetes; Hypocreales; Nectriaceae
Exons: 1
Source: RefSeq, a predicted model, not a curated record